AUGGGAUCUAGAAUAAAAGUUAUGCCAAAUUUAGAUACUCCAGGUCCUGGAAAAUACCAUCCUAUAAUUCCGUUUAGAUCAAGCCCAAAAGCAGUGAUGUCAGGCUCAAAAGACUCCUUCUAUAAAAUAGCCGAUUCUCCAGGACCUGGAAGAUAUAAUCAAUUAUCUUAUACCACUCAUGGAUUUAAGUUUCCACAAGAAAAGCGAAUAAUAUUAAAUUUCAAAGACUCCCCAAGCCCAGCCAAACACAAUCAAGAGGCCAAGCUUUUUGCUCCUGCUUGUUACAUUCCAAAAGUAGAAAGAAAAUAAAAAAUAAACUAUCAUGUAACUGGACCUGGAAGUUACAAUAUCCCUUCGCUUUUACGUUCAGAUAUAGGUUUCAAAAUACCAAAAGGUUAACGGAAAAAUAAAAAAGAAAUUUUUCCUGGUCCUGGCGAAUACAGUUUUUAGGAAAGCAAAACUAAAGGUAUUAAAAUUGGAACCAGUCCAAGAAUGGAAAAAUCUAUGCUCUUAGGACCGGGACCAUAAGAUUAUUCUCCUAGAAUUGCAACUGACACUUCACCAAGAGCUGUUUUUGGUACGGCAUCAAGGGGAAACAGCAAAAAGGAGAAAUCUCCUGGCCCAGCUGAUUAUGAACUACCUCAAAGCAGAAGUGUGAGCUUUUCAUUUCCUAAAUAAAUUGUGCAUUAACACUCAAAACCUUCUACUCCUCUAAGUUAUAUCAAUGAUUACACUAGUCUUAGAAAGACCUCUGUUUCUUUUGGGAAGGCGUAGAAAAGAAUUCCAAAAAAAGCUGAAAUCAUUCCUGUAUGA
Messenger RNA from Paramecium tetraurelia, 813 nucleotides. RefSeq lists its product as uncharacterized. NCBI's taxonomy places the organism in Eukaryota, Ciliophora, Oligohymenophorea, Peniculida, Parameciidae. The transcript has 2 exons. The record is from RefSeq and is a predicted model, not a curated record.